UAGUCCUGCAAUGCCUCGCGAAGAAACGUUCAAUACUGCCAUGCGACCGGUAUUGCUGAUAUUCCAGUUGAUUGGAGUUUUUCCUCUGUGCGGUAUCCUGCGUAAGGAUUCUCGUGAACUACGCUUUCAGUGGUUCUCGUUGAAAGCCCUACUCUCAGUGGUGAUCAUUCUGAUUGGACUAACCAUGAGUUAUGUGGAGUACGAAUGAUUGGAUCGAGUUGGAGGAGUCAACGCACAGAAUAUUAUAGGAAUUGUAUUUUUCGUGGAUACAGUCAUCAGUAUGAGUCUGUUGGUGAUGCUUGCCCAGAAAUGGCAUAAAUUAGCUGUUCAUUUUGAUGAAAUUCAUCGUAUAUUUUCAAUUAGUGAUGAGAAAAUAAUAAAAGGCAUUCACUUUCCAAUACGUUUUACUGCGGGAGUGAUACUCACAUGUGGCAUAUGUAAGUAAUAAUAUUGUUAUCCUUGAGGAUGAUGAAAAGCAAGUGCACAAUUUAUGUUUGACAGUGCAACACAUGAGUUCUAAGACGGCUGAUGUCUACAACCAGUAUCAUGAGGCUGAAUAUUGUGGCUGGGAAAUGAAGAAUUUCCCGUAUUACUUUGCUUCUCGCAACUAUUGGUUCAUAUUUAAACAUAUUCCAUACAAUAUUUUAAUACUGCUAAUUUUCGAGUAUGCAGCAACUGUUCUAACAUUGUCUUGGAGUUGUCAUGAUUUAAUGAUCAUUUUGACAAGUCUUGGUAUAACCUUCUACUUUCGGAAAAUUUACGAAAAGAUUCUGCCCUUCCAUAGCGGUGUAAUGAUUGCCAGUGAGAAGUUUUGGAUGGAAAUUCGAUCGCAUUAUGUAAUACUUUGCGAAUUAGUGAAAGCCACGAAUGGCAGCUUGUCGCUGAUUAUUAUUCACUCCUGUGGAAAAAACCUGUAUCUCAUGUGCUACGAGCUCAUCAACAUUGCAAGGAAAGAUGAAAGCAUUCUAUCGAGCGUACAUCACUGGUGUUCUCUAAUCAACCUGACCAUACAAACAACGAUGGUUUUCUACAGUGCGUCAAUGAUGCAUGAGAUAGCCAAGUCUCCCCUGACGGUUUGCAACAGAAUCCCCAAUUUCGGAUGGUGUUCAGAACUUGAGCGGUAUAUUGGACAACUUAAGUCCGAUAGAGUGGCAUACACUGGGAUGGGAUUUUUUCACCUUACCAAAAGGAGCAUUUUGGCGAUGGCUGGAUCCGUGGUAACCUACGAGUUGGUGAUGUUGAAAUUUGCAGAAGAUACGGAAGGUGUUGGAGAUGUGGUACCAUGCUCAAACCUCGCAUUUUCAAAGGAUUAGGACAAUAGUUUAUUUGAACCCCCACAAAAAAAAGGUUUAGCGAUAUUUAUUAGGUCUAAGGUUUAGCAAGCUUGAGGUUUUCAUCAUUCAAUCCCAACUAAUAGGGAAAUGUCUACAACGAACUGGAAGUAUGUGUGCUUGUGUAUUCUGUGCUUUUCGGUUUUAGCGUUUUUCGAUGGAUAAUAAUCUGAUUCAUUUACUGUUGCUCUAUUUUGU
Aedes aegypti (yellow fever mosquito) is the source of this 1529-nucleotide messenger RNA. It is a transcript of the gene Gr13, whose product is annotated as gustatory receptor for sugar taste 64a-like. NCBI's taxonomy places the organism in Eukaryota, Metazoa, Arthropoda, Insecta, Diptera, Culicidae. Gene Ontology annotation, molecular function: sweet taste receptor activity. The coding region runs from base 510 to 1313 and encodes 267 amino acids. Gene Ontology annotation, biological process: detection of chemical stimulus involved in sensory perception of taste; sensory perception of sweet taste. Gene Ontology annotation, cellular component: membrane. The transcript is spliced from 4 exons. The record is from RefSeq and is a predicted model, not a curated record.